UUCAGGAGAGGCGGAGAUAACACACACCGUAUGUAGGGCACAGUCUCCCCUUAAUAGAAAAGUCACAGCUUUAUGGGUUUGAUAGUUGUGCAAUAAGGCGAUCAUUGGAAAGUCAGCAGGCAACUUAACAACAUAACAACAUAACAGGAAGUGCUGAUAUUUUGCUUUUCACUAUGGAUUGCACACGCUGGUAACGACACAUACAGCAGCUCCCUCUCUGGGCUUCCAAAGUUUGAAAAGAAUGUCUGGGAAAGACCGUCAGGUUUUUCAGACAUGAACUUAUAGAAGGGGUUUUACCAUAUUAUCCAUCAUCCAAGGAUGUCAUGUGCAACUUAAUGGGUCAGCUCCUUAAGUUAUAUUAUUUUUGGAUCAAAAGGAUAUGUCUGUUUCUGGCUUAUAACUAUACAGUGGUACAAAUGGUUACUACAUCAGAGGAACAUCGUCUUUAUGCAAUUAAAGAUAAUAUUGACUACAUUAAGAAGAUAUAUGUGCAGUUAAAUCGGGCCAAUUAUCAGAACUCACCCAUAAUGCUUUAUACAGCAGGGCAGAACAUAACAGAUGCUUGCUAUAAAGCUGUCUUGCACUGUUAUUACCUUGAGAUGAAAACCAUUGUAGAAGAGCUAAUUGUUUUGAAAGCUAAAGAUACAGGAGAACAAAAGCUUUUACACUUAGAGGAAAAUCUCAACAUCUCACCCACAUUCACACAAUGGGGCGACUGUGCAAGAUGCGAACAGUUUGAAGAAAGAACUUUCACAGUCUUUAUAAAGGCAUUUGAAGAAUUUAUCAAAAUGUUAAAUGUUAAAGAAUACAAUUAUCAAGAUGGUCCUUAGAUGUUUCACUUCGUCUGAUCUGACUCUUUCAUAAUAAGUAAGCUAAACCUUUACUCAGAUGUGAAUGGACAUGUCCAAUGUUUCCUUGGAAAGCUGGAGUUCCUCAUGCGACACUUAAAGGGGCUUUAAAUUAACUUUUAGUAUGAUGUAGAGAGGGAUAUUCUGAGACAAUUUGCAAUUAGUUUUCAUUUUUUUCAUUUGUGGCUUUUAAGUUAUUUAGCUUUUUAUUCAACAGCUCUCCAAUUUGCAGUUUCAGCUAUCUGGUUGCUAGGAUCAAAAUACUACAAAUACAUAUUGAUGUUUUGUAAUCAAUUUUUCCUUCUCACAGUUUCGAGAAAAAAAAAAUCCCUCGUACAAUAAAGCUGAUAUUAGUAGGAAUAAUAACAAAGGUUAAAAGGGGACCUGUCAUCUCAAGAAAUAAUUCCAAUUCCUAUUUUAUGAUGUAAGUCAAGCAAAAUAAACUUCACUUACACUAUAAAAAAUUAUUUUUUUAGACUUUGAAUUUACAGUCACAGAAGGCAGGCAGCCGCCAUUUUAUGGACAUUGUUAUUGAGACAAGUUUUGCAUUAUGCCAAAAUCUAGUUUAUGCACCAGAAUGGGACACCUGAUGCCCAUGCACUGGCUACACAAUAAGACCGUGGGGAGAGAGGGGGAAUGUGAGAAGUGACAUCUAGGAAUUGCUGAAUGAAAAGUGAAAAGUAAUUGUCUGCCCCACUUCUACGCUUAAGGCAAUAGCUGAGAUGUUUUUAUUUAAGAAAAUUUUCAAGAAUUAAACUUUCAUAGAAAAUGACAUUGUUUGAGAAAUUUCAUUGUUGAUACAUAGUUAUACAAUGUUUUGGAAAUAUUAAACAGUUACACAAUUCAA
Xenopus laevis (African clawed frog) is the source of this 1695-nucleotide messenger RNA. It is a transcript of the gene il15.S, whose product is annotated as interleukin-15. Gene Ontology annotation, cellular component: extracellular region. The transcript has 7 exons. The record is from RefSeq and is a predicted model, not a curated record. Gene Ontology annotation, molecular function: cytokine activity; cytokine receptor binding. Lineage: Eukaryota; Metazoa; Chordata; Amphibia; Anura; Pipidae. The coding region runs from base 324 to 830 and encodes 168 amino acids. Gene Ontology annotation, biological process: positive regulation of cytokine production; positive regulation of T cell proliferation; signal transduction.